Molecule: messenger RNA, 2177 nt
Organism: Esox lucius (northern pike)
Lineage: Eukaryota; Metazoa; Chordata; Actinopteri; Esociformes; Esocidae
Gene: gyg1a
Product: glycogenin 1a
Exons: 7
Coding region: 180-1184 (334 amino acids)
Cellular component (GO): cytoplasm
Molecular function (GO): glycosyltransferase activity
Source: RefSeq, a predicted model, not a curated record
AUUGGGGGCGUGUGAGCUGUCACAGAUCACAUGACGUUGAAUAUAUGGCGGUCUGACUUUCCGUCCUUUGACAGUCGCUAGCUGUCUCUUGUCUUUAUGUUGCUACCGAAAAACUUCGGUUAACCAUCGAUUCUACACUCCAGCGCCUCCCGAGAAGAGGCCAUAUAGAAUAGCGGACCAUGGCAGACCAAGCAUAUGUGACUCUGGCCACAAAUGAUGACUAUGCCAAAGGAGCAAUGGUUCUGGGGAGGUCACUACGCAACCACAACACAACCAAGCAACUGGUGGCUCUGAUUGGACCCCACAUAGCCGAGCCCUGCAGGGCCACGCUGAGUAGCAUAUAUGAUGAGGUGCAUGUGGUGGAUAUCUUGGACUCCAGGGACACGGCCCACUUGGCCCUGAUGAAGAGACCAGACCUCGGGGUAACUUUCACCAAGCUACACUGCUGGCAACUGACUCGCUACACCAAGUGUGUGUUCAUGGACGCAGACACACUGGUGUUAUCCAACAUCGAUGAGCUGUUUGAGAGGGAGGAGCUGUCGGCAGCACCGGAUCCUGGUUGGCCAGACUGUUUCAACUCUGGCGUGUUCGUCUUUAAACCGUCCAUUGAAACAUACCACAGACUGAUGACGCAUUGCGUGGAGAACGGCAGCUUUGACGGUGGUGACCAAGGUGUUCUGAACAGUUUUUUCAAUACCUGGUCUACAGCAGACAUUUCCAAACACCUGCCUUUUAUCUACAACCUCAGCAGCAUCGCCAUGUACACCUAUCUACCUGCCUUCCAACAGUAUGGUCAUGAGGCUAAGGUGGUCCACUUCCUGGGAAAGGUGAAGCCGUGGAACUACUCCUAUGACACACAGACCGGAAAGGUCAAAGGUCACACCCUGACCCCUGGCUCAAGUGAACUGCACCCUGACUUCUUGGUUCAGUGGUGGAACCUCUACUCGUCUGGGGUUCUACCUGCACUCAGAGAUUCAUAUGGAGAUAAGCCCUUCUGCUCGGGCUGCUCUGAGGAUAAGACCAGGGACAGUGUGGUGGAGACCAUCCAGGCCCCGCCUCCCCCCCAGGACCCACCUAUGUCCAGCGAGGAGAGGAAGCAGAGAUGGGAGGCGGGCCAGGCGGACUACAUGGGAGUAGACUCCUUUGAAAGCAUCCAGAGGAAGUUGGACUGCUUCCUCAAGUAGAGUGCUGGCAGAGGGAUGACAGACAGAGACGGCGUCCAAUGAGACGGCUCAUUCAGGGAGGGGAUCGACCAUCACAAAACCAAUCGAAAGAGAAAGUGGCGGAGCAAAAGUGUGUGUGUGCGUGCGAGCGUGUAUGUGUGUGUCGGGGUAGGUCCAGCAGAAACAACCCCUGCAAAGAGGGGGACCAUUCAGUGUUUGAACAGCAGCUUACUACAUACUAUGCAUCCCUUUAUUCCCAGCACAUAAGCCUUGUACAAUUAUCUCACUGUGACUUUGACUCACCUAGCGAAUCCCACCCCACGACUCUAGACAGCAGUAUUCUAGCAGCUGAUGUCUUUGCAAUAUUCACAGAUGUGUGGUUUAAGUUUUCAGUCAUUAAAAUAGAAGAACGGUUAUUUAGUUGUGUGUGUGUGAGCCCAUAAGUGUGUACAUUACAUUGGUUGUUUUCUCUGUGGUAUGCAUGGUUGUUUCUUAAUAUAAUACUCCCUAAGAAGUGUCAUUGUGGAGGUAAAAGCCCUACCUAGAAGUUGUCUUGUCCUGAGAAGUGUCAUAACUCUGUUUGCCUCAUCACUUCUUGUUUGGUUUCAUCAGUUCCUGUGUAGUCUAACCAGCUGCCUUACCACCUCCAAAGAAUCUUAUAACACAACUGGGCUUAUCUUUUUUUGCCACUGUUUACAGAAAACACUCCUCUGCUGCUGCCAAGCAAUGGACUGGUGUGGCUAGUCAUAGGAGAUAUUGUUUUGACAUAGUGAAAUGUAGUCAACUUCAUGCUUAAUCCAGUGAUUUUUACAUCAAGUCCAUUACACUUAGGGGACUUGCACACCAUCUGGUAGGUAAUGGGAUGUAGGUUUGUGGCCCUUACUAACCCACCCACAAACAGCUUUAUGGAAUUUCCAAAAGCUGACGAAACGUGUGUUUUCACAAAGCACACCCCUGUAGCUGUAUCGCUUGUGUUUUCAGUAGGAACCUAAUAAAGGAAUAGUGAAUAAGUUU